Molecule: messenger RNA, 923 nt
Organism: Morone saxatilis (striped sea-bass)
Lineage: Eukaryota; Metazoa; Chordata; Actinopteri; Moronidae
Gene: laptm4a
Product: lysosomal protein transmembrane 4 alpha
Cellular component (GO): lysosomal membrane
Source: RefSeq, a predicted model, not a curated record
CGCGCAGUGGUGGGCGUUCCUCGGUGUCCGCUCCUCCGUGUCCGCUCACUGUUGACGCUCAGAAGGGUUUUUUUUUUUUUUUUGGGAUCUCCUCCACCACGAACAGCUCUCCCGAUGUUUCUUCCUACGCUUGUGGAGGACAUGCAUCAUUUUAAGCCGAGUCGAGACAGACUGUACACCACCAGGUGUUGCGGAUGUUGCCAUGUCCGGACGGGGACGAUCAUCCUGGGAACCUGGUACAUGGUGGUCAACCUGUUGAUGGGCAUCCUGCUGACUGUAGCUGUGACCCACCCAGAGAACGUGCCAACCAUUGACUUGCAGUAUGAGGUCAUCGACCAUUACUUUGCCUCUGACAGGAUGUCUGAGAAUGCCUGUGUUGGAUUUGCCAUCUCUCUGCUGAUGCUCACUAUCAGUGCCAUGAUGGUGUAUGGAGCCAUUACUCAUCGUGACGGCUGGCUCAUCCCGUUUUUCUGCUACCAGCUGUUUGACUUCGCUCUGAGCUGCCUGGUGGCCAUCAGUUCUCUCACUUACCUGCCCAGGAUCAAGGACUACCUGGACCAGCUGGCACACCCACACCACCAUAUGCAUUCCUACCUUCCCUCACUAUCCCUUUCUGAACACCCAUUACGCCCUGCCCUCUCCCUCUGACCCACUGUGUAUGUGUAAGGCCACUGAAAAAUGUUUUGUCUGACCCGUCCCCUCUCUGUAUUUCUGUAUCGAGCAUCCUGGAGGUGUGAGAGGAGGAAAGGUGGGAAAAGACUGAAAUCUGAAUGAAUGUGAUGUUUGAAAAGCUACCAGCCCUCCCCUCCCCACUCCCACUCUAGCCUUUUUUUAUGUCUUAGUAAAAGGGAUACAUGUGAAAAUUGCUUGAAAUGCUAUCAUCAAUCCAGCACCAUCCUAUCUAUAGAUUGAUAUAUGAAGUG